Messenger RNA from Bradysia coprophila, 797 nucleotides. Its product is annotated as deoxynucleoside kinase-like. Lineage: Eukaryota; Metazoa; Arthropoda; Insecta; Diptera; Sciaridae. Gene Ontology annotation, molecular function: deoxynucleoside kinase activity; ATP binding. Gene Ontology annotation, cellular component: cytoplasm; mitochondrion. The record is from RefSeq and is a predicted model, not a curated record. Gene Ontology annotation, biological process: nucleobase-containing compound metabolic process.
GUGUUACGUGUCUUGUGACAAUAACUUUUUUUCUUUGAACCUAUCCAGCAUAAUGGAUAAAUCAAGUGAAUUGAUCUCAUCUACUCGAGUUGACCGGCCUCUUCGGGUCUCAGUCGAGGGGAACAUUGGCAGUGGUAAGACCACUUUCCUCAACUACUGCCAACACCGACGAAAUGACGUAGAUGUUGCAUUCGAACCUGUAAGCCAGUGGACCAACCUGAAUGGGACCAACCUCCUGAGCAAUUUCUAUGGUGACCCGGGUAAAUGGGCAAUGCCAUUUCAAUCAUACGUGAGCCUGACGAUGCUGGAACUGUGGUCCCGAAGAUCUGACAAGGAAAUCUGCUUGACUGAACGAUCGCUACUGAGCUCCAGGUAUUGUUUCCUUGAGGCCAUGAGGUCAAGUGGUACGCUCGAUCCUGCUAUGUACUCUAUACUUGUCCAGUGGCAUGCAUUUUAUGUUAGCAAAUUCGAUUUUGUCACUCCCCACGCUAUAGUGUAUUUGGAAACCACGCCGACUGUUGCUCAUCGUCGUAUGCUGUCUCGGUCUCGUACUGAAGAAUCUUCCGUACCUCUGGCUUACCUCGAGCAAUUGGACGCAUUGCACGGAAUUUGGCUCCGUAGAGAGCAGACAGCUAACAUACCAAUAUUCGUUAUCGAUGCCGACCAGCCGAUGGACACGUUGAUAAAGAGUUACGACGAGUGCUUGGGCAAUUUGAAAUUACUGCGACUAUAGUUGGUUCGCUUCAACACCAGAUAUUCCUUAACAUUUUUACACUUGGGUCGGUUCGCAUUGUGAA